Dibothriocephalus latus is the source of this 399-nucleotide messenger RNA. The record is from the annotation of a GenBank genome assembly. NCBI's taxonomy places the organism in Eukaryota, Metazoa, Platyhelminthes, Cestoda, Diphyllobothriidea, Diphyllobothriidae.
ACUGAAAUAGGCCCGGUCCACGUCGUGGGUUCAUUCGAAGGGCUCACGCCCGGUAAACAUGGUUGCCAUGUUCAUGUGUAUGGUGAUCGCACCGAUGGUUGCACCUCGGCUGGCCCUCACUUCAACCCCACCAACUGCAAUCACGGAGCUCGUGAGGAUACUGUGCGUCACGUUGGUGAUCUAGGAAACGUCACAGCUGGCGCUGAUGGCAAGGCCUCUAUCGACUUCUCGGACAACAUUAUUUCGCUUUCUGGAGCGCAUUCUAUCAUUGGAAGAUGCCUUGUUGUGCAUGCCGGUGAGGACGAUCUUGGCAAAGGUGGACACGAACUGAGCCUCUCAACUGGAAAUUCAGGAGGCAGAGUGGCCUGUGGGGUCAUCGGCCUCGCCAAGAGCGACUAA